AACACAAUGACCACCUCCAAGCUGCUCUCGAAGCUGUUCAAGCGUAAGUCCAGGAAGGAUGAAACCAGUGAUACAGCCACCGCAUCCGCGUCUCACACAUCCUCAUCUGUGAGCACGCCAGCUCCAACACAGCACCAGCUCGCGCGGACCCUCCAAACUCGUCCACAAGUUGCUUCCCCAUUCUUCUCACUUCCCGGAGAACUCCGCAACAGGAUCUACGCCUACGCGACCUACCCCUCCUUGCUGAGCAUCACCAUCUUUCAGAAUCCAGAACCCGUGCUCUCGGCCAAUAUAUUCCACCUCUGCCGCCGCAUUCGGAGCGAAGCCAUCUCACACCUAUGCUCGAGCAAAUCCAUAUCCCUCGCUGACUUGCGCACCGCAAACAAGUUCUUCGAGCUGGUGCGGGACGAGAUGCCGAGUCUGCGGCACAUCACGAUUCGCAGCGAUUCUGCAUGGCGGUUGGGGACUGCUGAGGUCGAGGUCGAGAAGAGUGUGUUUCUGGAUUACCUUGAGCUUGCCACUGGACUGAAGAAGUUGGAGAUGGUGGUCGGCCAGUGGCCGUUGAGUGUACAAAACAGGGCACAGCUUUGCGACGCGGGAUCGGUUGGUGCUGGGUUUCUCUACGCGGUGAGGGACUUAGUUGAUCGGGAGGUGGGUGGGGAGGAGCUGGAGAGGGUCACGAUGGAGAGGUUGCUGGCGCUUUGCAAGAACUUCAGUGCGCCGAGGGCGGUGCAAGAUCUCAAGGCGGCACUGAACGAAGAGUACGAGCAGCGAGAAGUGAAGGUAUUUAGACUGUACAAGGUGACGAGCUUGGAGGGUGGGAUCGAGAGGGUGGAGCUGCCAAUGAGGAUGCCUGGAUGUUUGAUAUCCACAGAGCACGAUAUUUUGAAGUCGAUAUCGUAA
Messenger RNA from Boeremia exigua, 903 nucleotides. RefSeq lists its product as uncharacterized. The coding region runs from base 7 to 903 and encodes 298 amino acids. NCBI's taxonomy places the organism in Eukaryota, Fungi, Ascomycota, Dothideomycetes, Pleosporales, Didymellaceae. The record is from RefSeq and is a predicted model, not a curated record. The transcript has a single exon.